Messenger RNA from Pollicipes pollicipes, 792 nucleotides. Its product is annotated as protein KRI1 homolog. Lineage: Eukaryota; Metazoa; Arthropoda; Thecostraca; Pollicipedomorpha; Pollicipedidae. The transcript has 5 exons. Gene Ontology annotation, cellular component: nucleolus; 90S preribosome. Gene Ontology annotation, biological process: endonucleolytic cleavage in ITS1 to separate SSU-rRNA from 5.8S rRNA and LSU-rRNA from tricistronic rRNA transcript (SSU-rRNA, 5.8S rRNA, LSU-rRNA). The record is from RefSeq and is a predicted model, not a curated record. The coding region runs from base 256 to 792 and encodes 178 amino acids.
CGAUAUCCUCGCACUAUAAAAAACUCCCUGAGGAAGAAGGACGAGCGACGCAAACAUGGCCGCGAAGAAAAGAAGCUGAAGAAAGAGGAAGACAAGAAGAGGAAAGAGGAAGAACUCAAGCGUUUAAAAACGCUGAAGAGGAAGGAAAUUUUAGAAAAGCUGGAAACACUUAAAGAGGUUGUCGGGAAUGCUGAGCUGCCUUUCGAGGCAAACGACCUGGAUACCGACUUUGAUCCUGAUAGCCAUGACAAAAAGAUGCAAGCGAUGUUUGGGGAGGAUUACUACUACGGCGCAGAAAACGACGAGGAAAAGCCAGUCUUUGACGACGACGAGGACUGGGACAACUGGGAUCCGGCCACCGAGGACGCUGGAGAGCCGGCCGCUCCUACCCACCAAGACACGGCCGCGCCUGCCUGCGAGCAGCCCGGCUUUGUGAUGGACUGUGAGUACGACGGUCGGGCUGCCACGCAGCGCCAGCUGCUGGAGGCGACGGGACGCGGCCGGAAGAAGCGGCGCGGCAAGCUGGCUGAGAUGCUGCGCCGCCCCAAGCCGCGCUUCCAACCGGGAGGCGACCAGGCGCUGGCCGAGUACAUUGACCAGUACUACCGGCUGGAUGAGGCGCUCAACCCGCAUCCGUUCCAAUACCGCCAGGUUACAGCCAAUGACUUCGGCCUGGACGCCACUGAGGUCAGUGUCUGGGGGAUGGCGAACCUGAAGAAGACCCGGAAACAUAUGAGCCGCAAAAGAAAAAGAGAAAAAGCGAAAGAAGAAGGAGAAGGAGAUGGCAGAUGA